This is a messenger RNA of Odocoileus virginianus texanus, 1702 nucleotides long. RefSeq names its product aryl hydrocarbon receptor interacting protein (gene AIP). NCBI's taxonomy places the organism in Eukaryota, Metazoa, Chordata, Mammalia, Artiodactyla, Cervidae. The record is from RefSeq and is a predicted model, not a curated record. Gene Ontology annotation, molecular function: protein binding; peptidyl-prolyl cis-trans isomerase activity.
CACAGCCCGCUUCUACGUUCGGGCUCUUUUCGGCGUCUGCCCUUAGCCGAAAUGGCGCCAGCUCGGAAGUUCCCGAAGUUCUAGAAGUUGCCGAAGCAAGUCCGGAAGCUGCCGAGCGAGUCCGGAAGUUGCCGAAAGAGAGCAGCGGGGAAGGAGGAUGGCGGAUAUCAUCGCAAGACUCCGGGAGGACGGGAUCCAAAAGCGUGUGAUACAAGAGGGCCGAGGAGCGCUCCCUGACUUUCAGGAUGGAACCAAGGCCACGUUCCACUACCGGACUCUGCGCAGUGACGAGGAGGGCGCCGUGCUGGACGACAGCCGGGUGCGUGGCAAGCCCAUGGAACUCAUCAUCGGCAAGAAGUUCAAGCUGCCUGUGUGGGAGACCAUUGUGCGCACCAUGCGGGAGGGGGAGAUCGCCCAGUUCUGCUGCGAUGUCAAGCACGUGGUGCUGUACCCACUGGUGGCCAAGAGUCUACGCAACAUCGCAGCCGGCAAGGACCCGCUGGAGGGCCAGCGGCACUGCUGUGGCAUCGCCCAGAUGCAUGAGCACAACUCCCUGGGCCACGCUGACCUGGAUGCCCUGCAGCAGAACCCCCAGCCUCUCAUCUUCGACAUCGAGAUGCUGAAGGUGGAGAACCCUGGCACGUACCAGCAGGACCCGUGGGCAAUGACGGAUGAAGAGAAGGCAAAGGCGGUGCCGGUCAUCCACCAGGAGGGUAACCGAUUGUACCGUGAGGGCCACGUGAAGGAGGCCGCUGCCAAGUACUAUGACGCCAUCGCCUGCCUCAAGAACCUUCAGAUGAAGGAACAGCCUGGGUCCCCCGACUGGAUCCAGCUGGAUCAGCAGAUCACCCCACUGCUGCUCAACUACUGUCAGUGCAAGCUGGUGGCUGAAGAGUAUUACGAAGUGCUGGAUCACUGCUCCUCCAUCCUCAAUAAACAAUGUCAAGGCCUACUUCAAGCGUGGCAAGGCCCACGCGGCGGUGUGGAAUGCCCAGGAGGCCCAGGCUGACUUUGCCAAGGUGUUGCAGCUGGACCCGGCCCUGGCGCCUGUGGUGAGCCGCGAGCUGCGGGCCCUGGAGGCGCGGAUCCGCCAGAAGGACGAGGAGGACAAGGCCCGCUUCCGGGGCAUCUUCUCCCACUGAUGGGGCCCCGCCGGCCCGGCUGCCCCGCCCGCUGCUGCUGCCAGCCCACCCCCACCCCACUAUAUCAUGCUUCUCUGUAUAUAAAGGCCUUAUUUAUCUGUCUCUCUCUCCCUCUCUGGGCCUGCCGAGCUGAUCCACUGGGAAAGCUGGGGUCAUUGCCCCUCAUUUCCUGGUACUCGGGUGGUUUGGGGAGGCAAACAAUUGGGGUUCUAAUCCCAGUUCCCCGUUCAUCAGCUCUGAGACCUCUUUGGGCCUCCAUGUGCCUGACAGAGACAAGCAUGGUCUCUGUCACAAGGGAAGUGUUUCUUGCUGGUCAGGGCCAAGGUUCCUGGGAGCCUUCAGUCUUAAGCGGGGAGAGGAAGCAAGUGCAAGCCAAGAGGCUUAGUGCCUGGGUGAGGUGGGCUCCCAGUGCAGCCCUCCCCAUCGCCCCCUCCCAACCCCCAGUCCCAUGGCCUCAGCGCAUGCAGGCAGUGGCUCCCGUGAGAAGCCAAGUCUGGGCCCCUGGGAACUGAAAGGCCGGCCCAGGUGGGGAGGGGAGGCUGACUCUCCAGGCCCUGCCC